CCUGUCCCAAGAGUGGCCUCCGCCCAGGCUGCCUGGUGUUCCCUGGGCAGCCUCUGCACUGUUCCAGAGAUCAGGAGGACUCUUCAGAGCUAUGAGGGCAGGAGACUUCUCUAUAGGCCCUAUGGAAUUCUAAAUCUUGGGUGAGAAAAGCAACAUGGAGGGUGAAGGAGCCAAGCUUCUGCCAAGCUCCACCUACCAUGGCCAGACGACAACUGGACAAUGGUUGACCAGGGAAGCUUGAGAACCAAUCAUGGCCGAGUACGGGACCCUCCUCCAGGACCUGACCAACAACAUCACCCUUGAAGAUCUGGAACAGCUCAAAUCAGCCUGCAAGGAGGACAUCCCCAGUGAGAAGAGCGAGGAGAUCACUACUGGCAGUGCCUGGUUUAGCUUCCUGGAGAGCCACAACAAGCUGGACAAAGACAACCUCUCUUAUAUCGAGCACAUCUUUGAGAUCUCCCGCCGUCCUGACCUACUCACUAUGGUGGUUGACUACAGAACCCGUGUUCUGAAGAUCUCUGAGGAAGAUGAGCUGGACACCAAGCUAACCCGUAUCCCCAGUGCCAAGAAGUACAAAGACAUUAUCCGGCAGCCCUCUGAGGAAGAGAUCAUCAAAUUGGCUCCUCCACCGAAGAAAGCCUGAGCAAGGGGGAGGAAGAGGAGGAAGGUUGGACCUUCAUCAGACCAUUCUCUUCCCCCAUCCUCCAGGGGAGGGGGCAAGGGCAUCCCCCCCCCAUCUACCCACUUACUAACCUGGUCCUAACCCCCUUACUGUGCGCGUGUGUGUGCGUGUGCGCACGCUCUGGCUGUCUGUCUAUAUGUCUAGCUCAUCUAGUUCCUCCUCCUUGUGAGGGGAUGGGGGUCAGGGGCUGGGGGUGGGGGAGCUAAGUUUCCCGACUCUAGGGGGAGUUGGGGGCUAUUUCUAUGCAAAUAGAAAUGGGCACAUUCCUCCUACCUUCCCUUUCCUCCACUCUUCCCCCACCUCUCUAAAGUGUGGGAGCAGAAAAGGGCCUGUAUUUUCCUACAAUGAGGAGGGGAGGUAGGAAUGAGGCAUGGGAGAGGUGGGUGAAUCUAAUGAAAAGCAGUGAGAGGGAAGAUGAAGAGGCUACCCAACCCCCACCUGGAAGGGGCAAAGAAAAGCCAGAGUUUGUGUUUGUACCCCAAAGCUGGACUGGCUGAGGAGUCCAGUUUCCAGUAGUUCCUCAGGUUGGAGGGCCUGGGUACCAGCAGGUCCCUUUUUGCUCCCCUCUUAUGGGCCUACGGUGGGUAUGAGCCAGGGAUGUAAAGAAGGAGGAUCACUGGAUCCUUCCCUGGCCCCAAAGUUCAAACCCCAUGGAGAACCCAGCAUUAGAUACCCCCCACCCACCUCUGCUCUGGAUAGACUGUGCUGGGAACAUGCCCCAUCACUGAGCCUGAGUGGGGAUGAAGGCAGAGAGGAGUUUCCUGUUCCACUCCUUUAUUCCUACUCAGACUGUUGCACAGGAGUCCCCUGAACCUAGGGAGGUUGGGGAAUUGAGAUCCUUAGGUUUUAACUCCAGUCCUGCUCCCACUUAAGAGUCCCAAUGUGGUUAUCGCAGGCAACCUUCCUUCUCUCCAUGAUCUAGAAACCCCUCUCCCCCAAGCCAGAAAGAAGGGAAGAAGCUAACUACAGUGUUUUCCGUUGCACUGAUCCCCAAUUCAGUCCAGGAGGGGACUUGGUAACCCCUCUCCCUCAAUAUCCUGGCACCUUGGGCUUGUGAACGCCUCCUAGCCAAAUCACUAGAGUACAGUGACCCCAGCCUCCUGCCUGUCCCAAGAUAGCUCUCCCCACCCUGACCGUGCUAACUGUGUGUACAUAUAUAUUCUACAUAUAUGUAUAUUAAACCCGCACUGCCAUGUCUGCCCUUUUUUGUGGUGUCUGGCAUUAACUUAUUGUCUAGGCCAGGACGGGGGUGGAAGGGGAAUGCCACAGUGAAGGGAGUGGCAGAGUCAAAUUGCUACAUAGUCAAAACAAAAAAAACUUUUUUAAACUUUAAAUUCACAUGCAAUCUCAAGAGGCUAUUUAGAGAAAGUUUAAGCUAGAAGCUUCUAGGAUGUGGGAGCAAAACUUUAGUGGAGGGGAGAGCUGGCUAUUGGAAGAGGGAAGAAGCCAGACUGGUCGGAGAACACCCUCUAAUCCUAGCCUAGCCCAGCCCAACCUGCCUGUCCCCUCUGGCCACUGCUGUGGACACCUGCCUUAACACAUACACCUCGAGUACUCCACAGUUUUGCCUUAAAGGACCUUCCCAGUCUUCCCCAGUCCUGUCUGGCUUCUCCCUCAAGGAGAGAGAGAUACUUGUAGAAUUGGGAGGGGGGAAAUGAGCAGGAAUUAUCCUUCCAAGCCAGGAUAUGUUAUGUGAGAACAAGUCUGAGAGAGAAAGGGGGUGGAGGAAGGGAAUAUAUAAAGAGCCUUCCUUUGAAGAGAGAAGGGGAUGAGAUGGGAGAAGGGAGACAGGGUCAUUUUCAGUGGAGUCUAGCGAUUUCUCUGUAAGGCAAAAUAAUCUAAAAAGACUAACCUGCCCUCCCGCCCCCUAUACUGCUGUGAGAUUGCCCCUAUCCUGUGCUCCUCUGUCUGCAGUGUGCACGGCCUUGUUCUAACCCUGGAAUAAAGGUGAUUGAUUGUACUGUA
Kogia breviceps (pygmy sperm whale) is the source of this 2647-nucleotide messenger RNA. The record is from RefSeq and is a predicted model, not a curated record. NCBI's taxonomy places the organism in Eukaryota, Metazoa, Chordata, Mammalia, Artiodactyla, Physeteridae.